AUGGUGAUCAAGAUGAAGACUUACUGCGGGCCUUUGAUCUGGGAAGUUGUUAACACAGAUGCUGAGCCAGCACCACUGAGGGCUAAUCCCACAGUAGCUCAGAUAAGGCAGCAUGCUGAUGAGAGGACCAAAAGGCAUAAAGCCAUGUCCUGCAUCCAGAACUGUGUAUCAGAUGUCAUCUUCACCAGAAUUAUGGCCUGUGAGACUCCAAAACAGGCCUGGGAUAAGCUUAAGGAGGAGUUUCAAGGCACUGAGAGAACAAGGCAACAGCAGCUAUUAAAUUUGAGAAGGGAUUUCGAGAAUCUAAAGAUGAAGGAAGAAGAAACAGUGAAGCAGUAUGCAGACAGAAUCAUAGCAGUGGUUAACAGUAUAAGGCUCCUUGGUGAGCACUUUGAUGAGGCAAGAAUUGUGGAAAAGGUCCUCUCCACUUUGCCUGAGAGAUAUGAGGCCAAGAUAUCCUCCUUAGAGGACUCAAGAGACCUUGCUACCAUCUCUUUGACUGAGCUAAUCAACACUUUCUAUGCUCAGGAACAAAGGAGAGCUAGCAGAGCUGAAGAUCACCAGGAAGGUGCAUUCAAUGCCAAGGCCAGAGAAGCCUCGAGCCUCAAAGCUCCAAGAGGCAAAAGGCCUUGGAAAAACAGGCCUAAGACUGAUACUGCAAGGAGUAAUGACCAGCCCUGCAGACAUUGCAAGAGGCCAGGUCAUCCAGAAGACAGAUGCUGGAGUAAGCCAAGGCAGAAUCAAUUUCAGCAGUCAAAGGUUGAAGCUCGAGUAGCUGAGGACAGUAGUGACCAAGAAGAACAGGUCUUUGCUGUUUCCUGCUUAGCUGUUCAGAAGAAAUGCUCGAAAGGUUUGGUUCUUUGGGCGGUGGUUGCACUAACCACAUGUCACCAGAUGCCUCCUUGUUUAAAACCUUGGACAGAAGUUAUAAAACCAAGGUCAAGGUUGGAAAUGAGAUUGAUAGAAACCUUCUCAAAGAUAGCUCAACCGCCGAGAAAGGUUAUUCAUUGUGUUCAAGGACAAACAAUGCCACAUUCUCGAUCCAAGUGGAUCAAGCCUUAUGACGAUCCACAAUGA
This is a messenger RNA of Gossypium raimondii (Peruvian cotton), 1077 nucleotides long. RefSeq lists its product as uncharacterized. NCBI's taxonomy places the organism in Eukaryota, Viridiplantae, Streptophyta, Magnoliopsida, Malvales, Malvaceae. Bases 1 to 1077 code for a protein of 358 amino acids. The record is from RefSeq and is a predicted model, not a curated record. The transcript has 3 exons.